This is a messenger RNA of Megalopta genalis, 1040 nucleotides long. RefSeq names its product CD209 antigen-like protein A. The record is from RefSeq and is a predicted model, not a curated record. NCBI's taxonomy places the organism in Eukaryota, Metazoa, Arthropoda, Insecta, Hymenoptera, Halictidae.
ACGAACGGAAACGGAUCGGUCAGCUGCGUCAGACCAGAAAGAAAAGUGGAAUGAUAAUAACCGCAGUAACGCGUCCGUUUCACGAGUAUUAUGUUUACCAUGAAGGAUAAAGGACCUAUCCAGCUGUGCCUUCUCGCUCUUCUGCUGUUAAACGCCUGCGAGGCAUUCUGUGAUAGUCUGUCGAACGUUUCAAUCAGCGACUCACCGGGACCAUGGUCCGAGAUACUGGAGAGUUGGGUAGUCUCCGACUCGAGGACGUUAAGGACCGCCAAGGUGAUGAAGCUGGGCGACAACACCUUGAUGAUUUCCAGUAAAGUAUCGACGCCGAACAAGCGAGAAGUUUCCGAGACCGAUCUCUACCUUCUCGGAGCGAUCGAGAAGCUCGUGUACAGAGUAGACUUCUUAGAGAACCGGUUGAGAAGAGCAGAAGAACUUCUCUAUUACGUGAUUUCCGGGAACAUGAAUCAGAAGAAACCGUGUCCUGCGAACUACACAAAAAUCGGCCAGCAUUGCUACCAUUUCAGCAGCCGCGAAUUCGACUGGAAAUCAUCGGCGAGUCUUUGCCGCGGUAUGGGUGGCCAUUUGCUGGAAUUCGAGAAAGACGAUGAGAAACGAGAUGUGUUCAGUAGCCUGCAGACAAAUUCGAAGUUGAAAGGUAAACACUUCUGGACCGGUGGACUGAAUCCUGGUCUAUUGUGGAUUUGGGCGAGCAGCGCGAAGCCGGUUUAUCAGAAUACGAAGCAAACCGUACCUGGCGACGGCAGAUGUCUGAGGCUGUCUUACAAUUCAACGUCUCGACUGUACUCGUACCAUAGUGACGAUUGCGGUGCAAGACACAGAUACGCUUGCAAAUUAAACAUGGACGAUGAAUCGGCGAACAAAAUCGAAAAAACCGCGAGGUCGCUAAGGGACGGACAAACUUCGACGUAGCGAAGGACUGAAUUAUAUUGUUAGUAACCCAAUUUCAUGUUUGAGCCGUUUAUUUUGAAAGUGGCAUAAGUCACUUUGUUUUUAAGUCGAUAUAUUUAAGUAUUUGCGUU